Molecule: messenger RNA, 1569 nt
Organism: Fusarium sp. VM40
Lineage: Eukaryota; Fungi; Ascomycota; Sordariomycetes; Hypocreales; Nectriaceae
Source: the annotation of a GenBank genome assembly
AUGUCGAAGAUACUGAGAAUCCAAAGGGCGAGACCCGUGACUUGGGGGAGUAGCUUCACAGUUCGAGCGCCUCGCCAAUUCAGCACAACGAGGGCAGCUUUGGCAGUGCGAGGACAAUCCAAGCUCUUCAAAGAUGCCGAUGCUGCGGUCGCCGAUAUUAAGAGUGGUUCAACACUUUUGAGCUCCGGAUUUGGUCUCUGUGGUGUCGCUGAUACUCUAAUUGGGGCUUUGAAUCGACGAGGUCGCGAUUCUCUCAACUCACUCACAGCUGUGUCGAACAACGCCGGAGUCGAAGGCAAGGGUGGAUUGGCGGUACUCACGAGCGCAGGCCAGGUCGAUCGCUUGGUCUUGUCAUACCUCGGAAACAACAAGGUGUUGGAGAAGAAGUACCUGACAGGCGAAUUGGCGAUCGAGCUCUGUCCGCAAGGCACUCUCGCUGAGCGCAUUCGAGCCGCCGGCGCUGGCAUUCCCGCAUUCUUCACACCAACUGCAGCUCACACACUUCUACAAGAUGGCGAAAUUCCCGUACGAUUAGACAAAUCAGGCGCCGUUGUGGAAAAAGGCCGAAAGAGAGAAACCCGCGAAUUCAACGGCCGAACAUUCCUCAUGGAAACAGCUCUCGAAGGCGACGUUGCGAUUAUAAGAGCUUGGAAGGUCGACAAGGAGGGUAAUUGUGUCUUUAGAUAUGCGACAAAAGCUUUCGGUCCACUCAUGGCAAAGGCUGCCAAGCUCACCAUCGUCGAAGCCGAAAAUAUUGUCGAAGCUGGCGAAAUCGACCCCAACGAUGUCGACCUUCCUGGAAUUUUUGUCGAUCGAAUCGUUCCCUCCACCGCGGAGAAGAAUAUCGAGAUUCUCAAGCUGAGAGAAGAUGGAAAGGAAGGUCCGCCCAAGGCUACAAACGAAGCUCAAGAGCGACGGAACCGUAUCGCAAGACGAGCCUCCAAAGAGCUGAAGCCUGGAUAUUAUGUCAACCUGGGUGUUGGAAUUCCCACGCUGGCUGUUUCUUUCCUGCCUCCCGAUUCGACUGUGCAUAUCCAGUCUGAGAACGGUAUCCUUGGAAUGGGUGCUUAUCCUACAAAGGAUGAGGUUGAUGCUGAUAUCAUCAAUGCCGGAAAAGAAACAGUGACUCUUGUUCCUGGCGCAUCCGUCUUCGACUCAGCCGAAUCUUUCGGUAUGAUCCGUGGCGGCCACGUCGAUGUGUCAAUCCUUGGUGCCCUUCAAGUCAGCGCCGUCGGCGAUUUAGCCAACUACAUGAUCCCAGGCAAGGUGUUCAAGGGCAUGGGAGGCGCAAUGGAUCUGGUAGCCAAUCCCGACAAUACCAAGAUUGUGGUAGCGACCGACCACUGCGCCAAGGAUGGCUCAUCCAAGAUCAAGCAGCAAUGCACGCUGCCUCUAACAGGCGCACGUGUAGUGAGCACCAUCAUUACCGAUCUUUGUGUAUUUGAGGUCGACAGAGAGCAGGGAACCCUGACGCUGACGGAACUUGCGCCGGGUGUGACUGUCGAUGAGGUUAGAGGCAAGACGGAUGCAGACUUUUUGGAGGCGGAUGAAUUGAAGCAAAUGGAAUGA